UGCUCCCAUGGAAUACGAAUCGCUUCCUCUCCAAUCCUCUCUCCCUCGCCAACCUAAAGGGGGUUAUUAUUAUCUUUAUCAAAGCCGAGUUCUAUGAAAUCUUCUAUCUUUCAGAGUGCGUGAAUUUUUCAAUUCAAGGCAUGGAAUCUGUUGUGGCCACCGUCAGUGGAUACCAAGGCUUGGAGAGAUGCAGGCUCAUCAAGCUGAUAUCUCAGUCGGGUGCAAACUAUGUUGGGACCAUGUACCAGUCCACAACUCACUUGGUGUGUUGGAAAUUUGAGGGAAGGAAAUAUGAAUUUGCUAAGAAGUUCAAAAUUCUGGUAGUUAACCAUCGCUGGUUUGAAGAAUGUGUAAAACAAAGAAGACGUGUCCCUGAACAACCUUAUCUUUCACAAAGUGGACAAGAAAUUGGACCAUUGCUGUUGGAAGUGCCGCUUGUUUCUGCGAACACUAGUCUCUUUCCCCCUUAUCAGGCUAAUGCACACAAUGAUCAUAAAGGACCUGUUACUGAUAUUGGUUAUGAAACAUCUGACCCUUUUGCUGGCAUUCGUUCUCGCUUGCUAAAUGAGAAUUUGUUUCCUCAAUACUGUACACGCAACAAUAGUUCUCGUAAAUUAAAUAAAAGAGCAGUUGGAAUUGAAAAAAGUCUGAACCACGGUUGUUCUGGCAGCAGAUGCCAUGAGGAGCCUCUGUCAUCUAGAUUACCUCAAGUGGAUGAGGAACCAAAUUUUCUUCCCUCUAGGCAAUUGCCAAGGCAGAAGGAGAGAAAUGUUAUUUCAGUUGAUCCUUCUAGCAAAAGACGUAGGCUGGUGAAAAAGAAUGUCAUGGAGUACUUUUUUCCUUCAGACAAAGACCAAAAGUGCAACCAACGUAGUUUUCGCUAUCAACACAAUGAUCUUGCAGUUUCGUCAAGCCAUUCAGAUGGUACAAGUAAUAAGAAGAACUUGAACAUUUUGGGAACUUCCAAUUGGCGCACCUAUGGUCUUGGAGGAACUGGGAAGAGAAGUUCAGAAGUUGACGAGGUGGGAGAUUUGAAUGAUGUUCUAACCCUUUGUGAUUCAGAUGUACAUUCUGGGGAUGCUCUGGCUGCUGCAGGAAGACAUUUAGAGGAUCAGGGUUCUAAUGUUAGCACGAAUUUAGAAAGGACUGAAAAUGUAACUCGACCUGCGUCAACAGAUUUAUCAUGUGUGAUAUGUUGGACAGAUUUCAGUUCAACUAGGGGGGUUUUGCCUUGCGGGCAUAGGUUUUGUUUCUCAUGCAUCCAGAACUGGGCCGAUGUAAUGGCUUCAAAGAGCAAAAUUUCCACAUGUCCUUUGUGCAAGGCCAGUUUUGUCAGCAUAGCAAAGGUUGAUGAUGCCGCCUCUUGUGAUCAGAAAAUAUUCUCACAAACUGUCCCAUAUGAUCCUUCAAUGACAGAUGUUUACAUUCUUCCAGAUCGUGAAACAGAGACUUUUCAGCCUCAGGUUGUGCAUUCCACAACAACGCUAGUUUGUAGUGAAUGCUGUUGCCGGGAACCUGAGGAUCUUCUUGUCAGGUGUCAUCUCUGCCAUAUUCGUUGCAUCCACUCAUACUGCCUGGAUCCUCCUCUGCUGCCGUGGACAUGUAUUCACUGCAAGGACCUUCGGAUGCUUUACCAUCAUCUUCGUUAACUUCAACUCAACGUGACUAUCGUCUCUCAAAAUUGGAAACUUUCUUGACAAGAAAUUUGGUUACAAUUCAAAUGCUUCAAUAAGAGAGGUUUUGCUUUGAUCCAUUCAUGAAAAUUUUCAAUUAAUUUUUUGAAAUGAUCCUACUUGUAUUCUGUAAUAUCUUGUGGCACUGGGUCAUGCUCAUGCUCGAGAUAUUGUGAUGCCAAGUUGCUUAUAGUUGUACGAAUUGCUAAAAAGAUAAAGAAUAGAGUAUGUGGAGCUUUAUAUGUUUGCUUGCUUGUACGUACGUUAUCAUUUAAGAAUUUUGGGCUGUCAGCACAGAAUUCUUUUUAGGAGGGUAUUGGGUUUUGGUGAAC
This is a messenger RNA of Diospyros lotus (date-plum), 2005 nucleotides long. RefSeq lists its product as uncharacterized. Bases 141 to 1649 code for a protein of 502 amino acids. The transcript is spliced from 7 exons. The record is from RefSeq and is a predicted model, not a curated record. Lineage: Eukaryota; Viridiplantae; Streptophyta; Magnoliopsida; Ericales; Ebenaceae. Gene Ontology annotation, molecular function: metal ion binding.